AUGCCAUUCAAAAAUAUAUUCACAUCGUCUUCUUCAUCAUCUUCAUUAAAUGAAGAUAAUGUAAUUAAAUCAACAUCAUCACAUCGGACAAUUCUUAAACAAAGAGAUACUUCUUCAUUACUGGCAUCACCUCAAUCAACAUCUUCUAGGAUUAAUAAUAAUAAUAAUAAUCAUCCUCGAAAUAGCAACAAUAAUAAUAUCAACACCGAUCACCCAAUGCAUAUUGCUCCUAGUAUAAAUAGUAAUAUGAGUCAAUCAAGUCUAAGCACUGCUGGAACUACUGGAACUACCACCAUUAACAACAACAACAACAGUACAACAACACAUUCCCCUACUUCUACUAAAUCCCAUCGUGGUCCUUCAUUAAGAAGAUUCUUUAAAAAAUUCAAACCACGUGACCACCACGAUAAAUCACUGUCAUCCCAUCAACAACAACAACAUCAUCAUCAUCAUCAUCAUCAUUAUGAAAAGCAAAAACAUUUUGGUGCUGGUAAACCGGCUCCAAUUAAUUCUAAUGCCACAAAUUUAUUUGCUAAAUAUGGAUCACCAGGGAAAUUAUUAGGUACAGGAGCUAGUGGAUCAGUCAAUUUAUUAACAUCUAAAAAUGAUCCUACCAAAAUAUAUGCAGUUAAAAAAUUUCGAGCACGAAUGACUAAUGAACAAGAAUCAGAUUAUAAAAUCAAAGUAGCUAAUGAAUUUAAAGUGGGAGAAAUGUUACAACAUGAAAAUAUCAUUAAAACUUUUGAAUUAAUUAAAGAUUAUUCCAAUACUACUAAACAAAUUAUUGAUCCUGAUUAUUAUAUAAUUAUGGAAUAUUGUCAAUAUGAUUUUUUCAAUUUAGUAAUGAGUGGAUUAAUGGAAACUAAAGAAAUUUAUUGUUAUUUUAAACAAAUUAUAAAUGGAGUAGCAUAUUUACAUUCUAAAGGAUUAGCUCAUCGUGAUUUAAAAUUAGAUAAUUGUGUGGUUAAUAAAUUUGGUAUAUUAAAAUUAAUUGAUUUUGGUUCAGCAGUUCAUUUCCGUAAAGAAAUUCCAAAAGGUUAUUAUAUAACUUCUGAUGAUAUUAUGUUGGCUCCAAAUUAUAAAUUGAUUCGUGCUAGAGGUGUAGUUGGAUCAGAUCCUUAUUUAUCACCAGAAGUAUUUGAACCUUUAGGUAUGGGAUAUGAUCCUCGUGGUGCUGAUGUUUGGUCAAUUGCCAUAAUUUAUUGUUGUAUGAUUUUGAAAAGAUUUCCUUGGAAAUUACCUAAAUUAUCUGAUCCUUCUUAUCGAUCAUUUGCUGGUCCUCAAUUAAACAAUCACAACCACCAUCACAAUAAUAAUAAUAAUAAUAAUAAUAAUAAUAAUAAUAAUACCACUUCUGCAAACAGCAACAAUGAUGUCAAUGGUGGAUUGGUCAAUGAUGUUAAUGGAUUAUCAAUAAAUAAUAACAACAACAACAGUCAUUCUUCUAAUGACUAUGAUAGAAAUACAAAUUAUCAAUCAUUAGUUGGUCCUGAACGAUUAUUAAGAUUAUUACCAAUAGAAUCACGAGAUUUAAUUAAAAAUAUGUUAAUUUUGGAUCCUAAAAAACGAUACUAUAUGCCUGAUGUCAUUCAAGAUCCAUUUGUUAAUAAUAUUCAUCAUUGUUAUACCCUUGUUGAUGUAGAUCAAAUUAUUCCUAGUCAAGAUCAUGUUCAUCAUUUAGUCACUGAAGAAGAUUUAAAUAAAUUGACUCAAGAAAGAGAAAGAGUUAAACGAUUAAAAGAUGCUGGAAUGGCAUGA
Molecule: messenger RNA, 1758 nt
Organism: Candida albicans SC5314
Lineage: Eukaryota; Fungi; Ascomycota; Pichiomycetes; Serinales; Debaryomycetaceae
Product: putative serine/threonine protein kinase
Exons: 1
Coding region: 1-1758 (585 amino acids)
Biological process (GO): intracellular signal transduction; protein phosphorylation
Molecular function (GO): ATP binding; protein serine/threonine kinase activity
Source: RefSeq, a predicted model, not a curated record